UAGAGGGAGAGGCUGACGCGCGAGGCAGCCAGUUUACCGUUGCAAGGCGCAUUGUGCGGCUGGACGCCAGUCACCCGCGCGUCGCCGGCCCAUAGAAGUACCGGCCUCCGCCUCAGGAUCUAUACACUUGUGUCACAUGUAUGGACUAUAAAAGACAAAGUGCCCGUUCAUUAUUCAAGUGUUACUGUUUUAUUAUUGGAUUCAUCUCUACCACGACUGCUUUCCCAUCCGUCAAACCAAUUUCUAUAUCAUGGAGUCACACCUCAUUCAUCAGCUAGACGUCUGACUUAUCCACGUGCAGGCAGAGCUUGGAGUGAAUGAUGGGAAAAAGGAACGCUCGGAUCAAGAUUGCACACUCUGUUGGUCCGCCUAUCGCUGUUAUAAUAGGCACAUCUGAGUAGCCCCAGAAGUCCCACUCCACAAGCAUCAUCAGUUACCGCCGCACUAGCGACUGCCAAUAAAGUACAAGUCAAAUCGGGUUAUAGCACGUGUAUUUACUUAGAUAUAUUAAUUGUAGUACAAACAACUGGACGAGGUGAUUAUUUAUGCGUAUAGGUUAGAUAUUAACUAAGUAACAGUAGACAUGACGGCCACUGCACCCGAACUAUCAAAAUCAGAUUUCUUUGAUUUUGUAACAUCUAACGAGAUAACAGACGCCCAAUACAAACAACAAAUGCGUUCCGUUAACGUAUUCAUGGAAUCACCGGACUCACGUUCCAAUCCCUUAUUAUCCGAGGAGCCCAAAGAACAGAAUAACAACAACCUGUUGAGUGUAACGUGUAAUCAGACCACUAGUAAUACUAUGACCACGGCAACCACGUCCAAUUCAUUACAAAGUUUCGACUCCAUAUGGAAUGUGGACAGAGAUCGUGAUCGUUUAGAAACGGCUAUGUUAGAGGAUUUGAACAAAUUUUACUGGAAUCAAGAUAAUGAGAUAAGUGGAACACACCCGUGCACGGAUACCGCCAUUUCCAAUAAACUUAUCAGUAAUAACACAGAUGGGCAGAUUUAUACUCUCACUGUACUGAAUCAAGACAAUUGGGUUAAAGAUGAAGACGUAUCUAUGUCUAGCCCGGCUGAUAUAGAACCAAACUCUUCCCUCGAUCUUGAAUCUAUCUUGAAUAUGAAUGGAUUCCCCAACGACUUCAACCAAGACACGCUGAAUGCAAACAUACUACCUAAAGUAGAGAGCUUCAGCUAUGAAGAGAACUCGUCUGAAAACCGAAGCACAGAUUUAAACACAACAACACUUGUAAAAGUUGAGCCAUUCAGUUACGAUGAAAGUGAAUUCCAAAGUGACAAGAAAGAUGAGACAAAUCGAAGUCCCAUUAUUGCUACAUCACUUUUAGAUGGACAAGUUGAAUUCAAUAACAACAAUAACGAUUGGAAGUUAACAGACCAAAAUACGGAAUCAAACGAAUCGUUACUGAGAAGUGCAUUGCAGGGUAAAGCUUUCCUACGUUAUAAUACCUUACAAAAGAGUUUGACAAAACUUGACGCAGAGGCGGAAUUAAAAAGGGUUAUUAUUAAUAAUAAUAACAAGGCGGAUGUCCCGUCAAUGUAUCAGUGUGAUAACAAGGACACAGAUGCAGAGCUGCUAAUGUCAAUAGCACCACAGAAUGGUAAUGUUAAUAUUUCAAUAUUACUAGAAGAUCCAACUGCAAGUGUUGUUUCCAAUGGCGAAAAUUCAACGCCAACACAGAGCGUUGACGAUUUACUAUUCUCCCAGCUUGACGUGACAUAUUCUGAUGAUUAUGAGAAACUGAAGAGAAUAACAACGGAACUAGGAGAAUCUGUACAACCUUUCUGUACCGUGGAGCCCAUCGACCCUUCACGCAGUGUAUAUAAUAUUCACAACGUUAACGGUGAGCUCGUUACAAUGAUACCAGCUGGAGAGAUUCAACUAUCCCAGCAUUUGCAGAUGAUGACGGCAUCCCCUACCGUGUCCAGUACGAAAUCGAUUGGGAAAAAACAUAAAAGGUUUCAGAAUAAGAACACUUCACCAACGUCACAAGCACAAUCCGGGACAGCAGUCCAAGCGGCGACGUCGACAUCAAAUGGCGUGAGAAAGGAGAGAUCCCUCCAUUACUGUUCAAUCUGCUCGAAAGGGUUCAAAGACAAAUACUCAGUGAACGUCCACGUUCGAACGCAUACAGGAGAAAAGCCAUUCACCUGUUCGUUAUGUGGCAAAAGCUUUCGGCAAAAGGCUCAUCUGGCCAAACAUUACCAGACACAUAUCGCGCAGAAGACAGCUGCAGCGAACGGAGCUAAGCCAACAAAGCAGAGAUAACCACCCAGUCCACAGUUCCAACUCGCAUAAUAGUCAAUAUUUUUCACAGUGAUAAUAAAUGUAUUAAAAUAAACGAAUCCUCGAAGGCUGAUCACAUGAAUUUGGAUAGGUGCUAAGUAGAUGUAGAGACAGUUAUUGCGAGUGUCAGUGAUAUGAAUAACAUUUAUGACAUAUUUGUUAAUUUGUAUGUAAAUCCGUCCGUUACCGAUAAUAUUUAGCUUUAGCUAGAUUAUUUUUAGAUUAGUGUUCACUAAGCUAUUUUGUAUACUUUUUCAUAUUUAUCAAUGUUUGAUUGUAGGAAAUUUGUGGGAUUUCUUUCCCAGCUGUCAAAGCGCGUAAGCAGAACAAAUGUUCGUAUAUCUUUUCAUAUUUAUCAAUGUUUGAUUAGAGGAAAUUUGUGGGAUUUCUUUCCUAGCUGUCAAAGCGCGUAAGCAGAACAAAUGUUCGUAUACCUUUUCAUAUUUAUCAAUGUUUGAUUAGAGGAAAUUUGUGGGAUUUCUUUCCCAGCUGUCAAAGCGCGUAAACAGAACAAAUGUUCGUAUACCUUUUCAUAUAUAUAAAUGUUUGAUUAGAGGAAAUUUGUGGGAUUUCUUUCCCAGCUGUCAAAGCGCGUAAACAGAACAAAUGUUCGUAUACCUUUUCAUAUAUAUAAAUGUUUGAUUAGAGGAAAUUUGUGGGAUUUCUUUCCCAGCUGUCAAAGCGCGUAAACAGAACAAAUGUUCGUAUACCUUUUCAUAUAUAUAAAUGUUUGAUUAGAGGAAAUUUGUGGGAUUUCUUUCCUAACUAUCAAAGCGCAAGAACAAAAUAUUGAUGCUGCGAUGAAAGAUAGUGCCUAAAUAUCAUGAUAAUUACUAAAUACUUUCGAUAAUUUGAUUUUUUUCCGCUCCUUUGAAAAACACUGGAUAAAUUGAAUAAAAUCAAUUUUAUUUGUGCCCGUUGGUGAUUUAGAGUUGAAGGAAUAUCUUGCUUGCCAACAUGCAAUAUAAUUUCAUCUCUAUAAUUUGAAGUGUGAACAGACAUAGGAUCCUGAAGAAAAGACCGUACUAUUCUUAAAAGGCUGGCAACGCACUUGCGAGCCCUCUAAUAAUUUGAGUGUCUAUAGGCGGCGGUAUCACUAACCAUCAGAUGAGACUCCUGCCCGUUUGCAAAUAAAAAAAACUAAUUUGAACUUUAUGUCUGGCCUCUUGAGUUUCAAAUCAUCGAGAGUCGACCGUAGUCCCAUUAUUAGAUAAUUAUAACAUCUACAUCUAGCUAAGUGCAAUUUCUCCUGCAAUGUAUAAAAGAACUUUCUAAAAAUAGUAAAAAAAUAGUCAAAACGGUCUGCUAUCUUUCACUCGAGCAUACACUCAAUGCAAUAUUGUAUCUAAUUUUAGCAACAUUUUUUCCUCAUAUAUAACGAAACUUUCGAAUUCGAACUAUUAUCUUGGAAUUUUGUGGCCUUUUAAAUUUCUCUUGAAAAUCUAAAAUUGCUAUGUUUCUCCCAUACACUACAUUAAUCGCUCCCUUUACAGGUGAGCCAUGAUUGCUAUUAAUCUGUAACAAUCGACUCAAUCUUGAAAUAGAUCUCCUUUCCUCAAAUUGGACUUUCUUUGUUUAUAAAGCCGCACCCUAAUACUCGGAACGAUACUCAAUAAAUAAUUGUAUAUUAAAAGUGAUAGAAGCAUUUUAUAGCUAUUUUUAUUUGUUCUUUAUAGUCAAAUAUCGCGCAGCAUAUGAACUUUCCAUUGCAACUAUUUUUAUUGUCAUUUGCAUACUUAAUAUUAAUAUAAAAAUAUUUAUAUAGAAAACAAUAAUGUUACACCAUAACUUGUUUUAAGACAGUAUUAUAGUUUCCAAACUUUCUACUUUCGUUUAGAAUUCAAUGUAAAACCAUUAAUUGAAAUUAGAUUAAGUUUUAAUUAUAUCUUGCCAUUUUGGUGACUCAUUAGCACAUAACACUGCCCUAUGAUCUCUCUGUCCAACCAGAGACUAUAUUUGACACAACGAACUGUUGUCUAUACUCAUGUAGAAUAAGUUCUGAUUCAAGUUACUCGACAGAUUAUGUAAAAAUUUAUCGUUUACGAUAAAAGUGGUAAUGAAAUACUCAUAUUAAUCUAAACGUGGAAAAUAACGUGACAAACCACUUGUAUCUCAUUAGGUCUUAUUUGAAAUUAGCGAAUUUAUUAUAGUUAUGUAUAAGUUUUUCGAGAGAUUUACCAUAGAUAAUAAGAUUGGCUACUUAGUUAUACAACAUAAUUAUAAUGGUUGUUAAUAUAUUCUAUCGUAAUAAUUGUUUUGGAUCUGAUUAUGAAAUUAUAAAUCCGACUAUUUAGUUUUGCAUUUGUUCCUGAGAUGAUUUUUAGAUUUUAUUAAAACUUUUAGAUUAAGUUUUUACGUUUAAUGUUUGGUGGACGUGGAUGAAUUAAAAUUAUUUUUCGACGUUUGUAAAUAUAUUAUUUAUAAAAAUAUUGCUCAAAAAAUUACACUUCGUCCCUCAAACCGUCCUGUACAAUAUUAUUUAUUUAGAAUUAUUAAGAAUGGAAACGAAUGGAAUUUGAUUUAAUCAGAGCUGUGAUUAUUGUUUAUGGUAACUGUUUAUUGAUUGUUGAGAUAAUGUUGCAUAGUCUGUGGCAAGUCUUCCGAAGUGUGUAUCGGCUGCAAAAAAGGCGGUAUCGUU
Messenger RNA from Pieris napi, 4946 nucleotides. RefSeq names its product zinc finger protein MSN2. The record is from RefSeq and is a predicted model, not a curated record. NCBI's taxonomy places the organism in Eukaryota, Metazoa, Arthropoda, Insecta, Lepidoptera, Pieridae. Bases 584 to 2290 code for a protein of 568 amino acids. Gene Ontology annotation, cellular component: nucleus. The transcript is spliced from 3 exons.